Molecule: messenger RNA, 1190 nt
Organism: Ipomoea nil (Japanese morning glory)
Lineage: Eukaryota; Viridiplantae; Streptophyta; Magnoliopsida; Solanales; Convolvulaceae
Product: nifU-like protein 4, mitochondrial
Exons: 4
Coding region: 167-1012 (281 amino acids)
Biological process (GO): iron-sulfur cluster assembly
Cellular component (GO): mitochondrion
Molecular function (GO): iron-sulfur cluster binding; iron ion binding
Source: RefSeq, a predicted model, not a curated record
ACGUUGUAGAAUCAACCCCAAUCUGGUGAAUCGCCGCCCGUAAUCUGCAUUCUGCCAUUAACGCCCGUGCUUGCUCACACUAGCGAACAAUCAACCCCAAUAGCCUCGAAUUGAAAUUUCCUCUCCUUUAUCUCUUCCGAUUCGCUCACUGUUCACAAUUGCAGUGAUGAAAGGUUUGGGAAGGCUGAUAUCGCAAGCCGCUCGUUGCCGGAGCAACACUCGGCUGCUCAAAUCCUACGCGGCGGAGGGCGGAGGUCUCCGAGCUUAUUGCCGCCUUCUAUUCGCUUCUUCUCCUUCCAAAGUGCCCCCUGCUUUCUCCAAUUUCGCUUCGUUGAAAUCCUCACAUCUUCCUUCGUCACCGUACUCACCUACAUGGGCUACUAUUGGAGGGCAGAGGAGGACCAUGUUCAUACAAACACAAUCAACUCCUAAUCCUUUAUCACUGAUGUUCUAUCCCGGAAAGCCAGUUAUGGAGACUGGAAGUGCAGAUUUUCCAAAUGCUCGUUCUGCAAUGAAUUCACCACUUGCUAAGGCCCUCUUUGGAAUUGAUGGGAUUACUCGGGUAUUUUUUGGAUCAGACUUUGUAACCGUGACGAAGUCUGAUGAUGCAUCCUGGGACUUGCUCAAACCUGAAAUUUUUGCAGCAAUCAUGGAUUUCUUUUCAUCUGGGAAGCCGCUGUUUCUGGAUUCCAACACUGCAGCCUCCAUGGACACAGCUAUCCAAGAAGACGAUUCAGAGACGGUUGCGAUGAUUAAGGAACUUCUGGAGACACGCAUACGACCAGCUGUACAAGAUGAUGGCGGGGACAUUGAAUACAGAGGAUUUGAUGCAGAAACCGGAAUAGUCAAAUUGAGGAUGCAAGGAGCAUGCAGCGGAUGCCCUAGCUCCUCUGUCACCCUGAAAUCUGGCAUCGAAAACAUGCUGAUGCACUAUGUACCCGAAGUUAAAAGCGUGGAGCAGGAAUUUUAUGAAGAUGAAGACCCAUCCCUAACCGGAGCCCCACACGAGUAAAUUCUCUCAUUUUAGGUGCAUCAAUUCAUAAAUUUUGUUAACAAUAAUAGUUUGGCAGGGGAUACCUACUUUGUUUUGAGGAUAACAAGUCCCAUUUUCUUAUGAGGAACGUUGUGAAUUUCACGUCUGAAGAACAUUAUGAGUUUUACGUUUGAAGAACAUUAUAAGUUUCACGUCU